Molecule: messenger RNA, 306 nt
Organism: Rhodotorula graminis WP1
Lineage: Eukaryota; Fungi; Basidiomycota; Microbotryomycetes; Sporidiobolales; Sporidiobolaceae
Exons: 2
Source: RefSeq, a predicted model, not a curated record
GCGCGCCUGAGCAGCCAGGCGCCGCGCCACGCCAUGGACUCGGGCGCGUACAGCCAGGUCCGCGCCGUGCUCCUCCACGCGACCAGCAGCUCGGCGGGCGUGCGCGCGACCGCCCUGCGGUACCUCGACAACCUCCUGUCGAGCUUCCCGAGCCUCGUGUGCAACCUCGGCGUCGUCACCGUCAUGCUCGAGCUCUUGACGGUCCUGCGCCGAGCCUGCCUCGACGAGUUUGUCGACGAGUACACGCCCGCCUACUCGUUCCACUCGGUCCGCGGCGGCUUCACCAUUUCGCUCACGGACGACUAC